GUAAACCCAUCUUUCAACAUAACAUCACUCUUAUAGCUCUAUCAGAGGUCAAACAUAUCUAUUGAUUUAAAACCCAAUGGACUUCGUCAACCACCGUGUGGCCCAAGAGGCCGCUAAAGACCCCUCUGAGAUCUACACCGGCCUCGUCACGCCACUCAAUGUCAUCCUCCUCCUCAUCACCCUGUACACGACGUACCUACUCUAUAAGCCCUCCCCUCCGGUAUCCUUUCCGCGCGAGCCGCCUGCCAUCGUCUUCCGGACCUUCACCCCACGCACCCUGCUACACUUCAACGGAGAGGACGGCAAGCCGGUGUACCUAGCGGUGCGCGGCCGCGUCUUCGACGUCACGAGCGGCCGUAACUUCUACGGUCCCGGUGGCCCCUACGAGAACUUCGCCGGUCGCGAUGCUUCGCGCGGCCUUGCGUUCCAUAGCUUCGACGAGGAGAUGCUGACUAAGGACCUCGAUGGACCUCUGGAUAAACUCGAGGGCCUUGGACCCGAGGAGUGGGAGAGCUUGCAGGGCUGGGAAGAGAGAUUCAACAGCAAGUACAUGGUUGUUGGAAAACUGGUUGCUGCGGCUGAUGCGUAAAACGGUCUCGACGAACCCGCCGAGGGUACAUCGGAUAGGAUGAAUUAUGGUAAUGUUCUGAAGCGCUUGGUCUUUUAUUUACGGCUAGUAUUGGCUGCUAUUACUAUCUACUGAUGGAGAAUAAAGGAUUUUUAUCUACGAAGGCGCUCGAUUGAGACCCAGUCCAUGCGGAUAUUAAUUUACUUUAAUCAUUUGCAUGCAUCGAAAGCUGCUGCAUUUCUUAAUAUGUAUUAUGGUAAAUCAUAAGAUCCGACGUCUUGUUAUAAGGCAAUUCUAUUUUGUAAGGCGAUAUAAUCGUUAGCCAGUAUUCUUCGACUCGUGUGCAAUAGAAUUCUCUUUUCCG
Molecule: messenger RNA, 932 nt
Organism: Daldinia vernicosa
Lineage: Eukaryota; Fungi; Ascomycota; Sordariomycetes; Xylariales; Hypoxylaceae
Product: cytochrome b5
Exons: 2
Coding region: 77-589 (170 amino acids)
Cellular component (GO): endomembrane system; membrane
Source: RefSeq, a predicted model, not a curated record